AUGUACUUCUGGUUGUCCGUGUUCGCUCUCUCAACAUUACUGGUGAUGUUGACGUUCCGGUACCGAGCUGCGCUUAUCAACCCCAUGCGCUCGCUUUUCCCUCGUCUUGGGCACUACCAGCCCUUGACGACGUUCGCGGAGCAGGCCGACGCCGGCCUCUCUUCCUCGACUUUCGACAUCGAAGCGAACAUCCGGGAUGGCGACUCAAGGGCUGGUCUUGACGAGCGUGGCACUCAGGAGGUGCUGGACAUCAUGCGCCGGGAGCGGGUAAACUUCGACCAGGCUCGGUUGAUUCGUCAGAACCAGAUUCUGGCCGCUAACGGCAUCGACCCCUCUGGAAUGCCCAUGGAUGCGAAGGCUAUCACUCGCCUAUGA
Molecule: messenger RNA, 375 nt
Organism: Epithele typhae
Lineage: Eukaryota; Fungi; Basidiomycota; Agaricomycetes; Polyporales; Epitheliaceae
Exons: 4
Coding region: 1-375 (124 amino acids)
Source: RefSeq, a predicted model, not a curated record